AUGGGCUAUGAUGUGGGCUAUGCUAUGGACUAUGAUAUGGGUAAAGAUAUGGGUAAUGAUAUGGGCUAUAAUGUGGGCUAUGAUGUGGGCUAUGAUAUGGGCUAUGAUAUGGGCUAUGCUGUAAGCUAUGAUGUGGGCUAUGAUAUGGGCUAUGCUGUGAGCUAUGAUGUGGGCUAUGAUAUGGGCUAUACUGUGAGCUAUUAUGUGGGCUAUGAUGUGGGCUAUGAUGUGGGCUAUGGUGUGAGCUAUUAUGUGGGCUAUGAUGUGGGCUAUGCUGUGAGCUAUGAUGUGAGCUAUGAUGUGGCUAUGAUCUAUGCUGUGAGCUAUGAUGUGGGCUAUGAUAUGGGCUAUGCUGUGAGCUAUUAUGUGGGCUAUGAUGUGGGCUAUGCUGUGAGCUAUUAUGUGGGCUAUGAUGUGGGCUAUGAUGUGAGCUAUGAUGUGGGCUAUGAUAUGGGCUAUGCUGUGAGCUAUGAUGUGGGCUAUGAUGUGGGCUAUGAUGUGGGCUAUGAUAUGGGCUAUGCUGUGAGCUAUGAUGUGGCUAUGAUGUGGGCUAUGCUGUGA
Salvelinus sp. IW2-2015 is the source of this 561-nucleotide messenger RNA. NCBI's taxonomy places the organism in Eukaryota, Metazoa, Chordata, Actinopteri, Salmoniformes, Salmonidae. The record is from RefSeq and is a predicted model, not a curated record.